This is a messenger RNA of Sphaeramia orbicularis (orbiculate cardinalfish), 1632 nucleotides long. Its product is annotated as tetraspanin-8-like. The transcript has 9 exons. The coding region runs from base 181 to 978 and encodes 265 amino acids. The record is from RefSeq and is a predicted model, not a curated record. NCBI's taxonomy places the organism in Eukaryota, Metazoa, Chordata, Actinopteri, Kurtiformes, Apogonidae. Gene Ontology annotation, cellular component: membrane.
UGUAAAACAUGGGGACACCCUCCCUCUCCUCAUUUGCCGAUUAAUAAACACCAAAGAGUUGUAGGCAGCAGCUUUUCGGAGCUUCUCUGCUAAACUCCAUCUGUUUGUCUUAAAGCAGAUCGGUUCCUUCAGUGGUAAACACACCCGGAGGCUGUUGGAGACGACUGGAAGCCCAGCGCAAUGGGGAAAGUCAACGUCUGCCUGGAAAGGAGUUACAUUCUGGUGUCGACUGUGGUCGGGAUCAUCAGUGCAUUGCUGUUAGCCAUGACUCUGUUUAGCCAUGGAUACUUUCAUGAGGAUGAAGAGAUUGAGAGGAUGCUUCCUGGCAUAAAAUUCAUGUAUUCAAUUUCCAUCAUAAGUCUUCUCCUUGUCGUCACUGGUAUAUAUGGGGUCUCCAAAAAGAAGAAGUGGAUGUUAAUAUUUUUUGUAGUUGGAAUGAUUCUCAGCAUUUUGUUCAUGUCUGCAACUGAAAUCCUAGCAUUGAGCGUAGGACCACAGAUAACUCAGGAUAUCAGGGAGCAAUACCUGGACCUGCUGCCGCUAAGUAAUACUAGUGAAGGUGUUAUAGAAGACCUCAAAGACAUACAAAUGGAAUUGCAGUGUUGUGGACUGGACCAGGGCUAUCUGGACUGGGGUUAUAACAUUUCAGAAUCCUGCCUGUGUGCUGAAGAUGCCAUGAACCCAUGUGUGGCGGCACCAAGGAACAGCAGUUUGUUUGAGCACAGUUCUCCUGAUGAGCCCAUCAUGAUUUAUAAAGAGCCCUGCAUUCCUUACUUGAUCGCACAUGCCAUUAAUUCUAUAAAUAUUGUUUUUGGCACUUUUCUGGGACUUGUAUUAUUAUGGGUACUGUCAGUAGUGUUGUGCAUUGUCAUCCUGUGUCAGCUAAAUCGGAAGGAAGAUACUCCUGUCGUGGUGUACAGCGCAGAGGCAAAAGCAGGAAACUACUCUGCACUGACAGACACUGUGGAGUACACUUGAUUUCUCUCUUUGUACUUUUGGCUGUCCUUCCCUCGGGUGCAGGACAGAUCAUUCCAAAUGUCUUUCAUACACAGUUUUCUGGUCUCAUGUUUAACAGUUCAUGUCCACCAAGUCGAGCUGUUUUUAUUCCACUCUUAAAUGUAUUUCUUUGGAUGCACACGAAUAUCUUUGGUGCAGAAAUACAGGCAGAAGAAUUGUCAAAGGGUCAUUUAAACCACUAAAUAACUGCUACCAUUCUUGGAUGAUUUAUCAACUUGUAUUUUAAAUAUAAUUUUGCACAAUGUAACCGUGUUUGAGGAGCAGCAAACUGAAACCUGUGCAGAAUAAGAAUGAUGAAUAAAUGGGAAUCAAGAAAAAUGAAGAAAAGGCACUGAUAAAGAUGUGGUCAAAAUGUACAAAUAAGUGUUAGCCUUUUGUUGUGUUUUACCUUUUAUAUGUUUAGUUUUAUAUUCAUCCAAAUGUAAUUGUUACAUCUUUUUUUAUGAUAAAGCGUGAGUGAACAGUUUGUAGUGUAUACAUAAAGAUUAUUUAUACAGUCGUGGAAAAAAUUAUUAGACCACCCCUUGUUUUCUAAAAUUUCUUGUUAAUUUUAAUGCCUGGUACAGCUAAAGGUACAUUUGUUUGGACAAAUGUAAUGAUAACAAACAUAGCUCA